Messenger RNA from Silurus meridionalis, 1174 nucleotides. It is a transcript of the gene prtfdc1a, whose product is annotated as phosphoribosyl transferase domain containing 1a. The transcript is spliced from 10 exons. The coding region runs from base 143 to 874 and encodes 243 amino acids. Gene Ontology annotation, molecular function: magnesium ion binding; hypoxanthine phosphoribosyltransferase activity. The record is from RefSeq and is a predicted model, not a curated record. Gene Ontology annotation, biological process: guanine salvage; hypoxanthine metabolic process; GMP salvage. NCBI's taxonomy places the organism in Eukaryota, Metazoa, Chordata, Actinopteri, Siluriformes, Siluridae.
ACCACAUGCUCCUGCCCUAUCACACACCACCAAUCAUUUAAUUACUGCAGCGUGGAUGUAGUGAUGAGACGUCUGCUUGAUCCUGUGUGUGUCUCUGUUGUCUCUCAUUCUGGACCAGAAUCUUCCUUGAAACAGACACAUCAUGGAGGACAGACGGAAAGACCAGGCUGUGGAGAUAGCCGAUGAUUGGCCGGGUUAUAAAUUAGAGCUGUUCACGUAUCCAGAGCAUUACCGUGAAGACGUGGAGAGCGUGUACAUCCCACACGGGGUCAUCAUGAACAGGAUCGAGUGUUUAGCCAGAGACAUCCUAGAGGACAUGGGUCAUGAGAACCUGAUGGUUCUGUGUGUUCUGAAAGGAGGUUAUAAGUUCUGCGCUGACCUGGUGGACUACAUCAAGGCACAAAGCAGGAGCUCGGUUCGUCCAAUCACCACGCGCAUGGAGUUCAUCCGCCUCAGGAGCUACCUGAACGAUCGCUCCACUGAAGACCUGCAAAUCAUCGGCCCUGAAGAUCUCUCCAUGCUGAAAGGAAAAAAUGUCCUGAUUGUGGAGGCGAUCGUGGACACGGGGAAGACAAUGAAGAUGCUCCUGCAGCAUGUGCAGAACUUCCAGCCCAAGAGGGUCAAAGUGGCCGGCUUGUUGGUAAAGCGGAUUCCCAGCAGUGCCACAAUACUUCCAGAUUAUGUCGGAUUCGUCAUUCCUAAUCGAUUCGUGGUUGGUUACGCUCUGGACUACAACGAAUACUUCCGAGACCUGAACCACAUCUGUUUGAUCAGUGAGACGGGGAAGCUCAAAUAUAAAUUAGCAUCACCAGACCCACUGUUUAUCCUGAGGACUGAAACAUAUUUGUAUAAAAUGAUGAACUAUACUGAGUAGUGUUCAUAAAAUAUGACGCAAACUGCACAUUAUUUAUUAUGCCAGUGCAUCAAAUUAAAACAAGGAACUUAACACAAUCCACAUGAUAAUUAAUUUAACAUUUGAACCUGAUGCAUACGAACAGAAUCCAGGAUUUUGUAUGUUGAUGUUUUUACAUGGGUAUCCUGUUUUAUAAUUUGUUUUGUCUCAGGUUUUGCUUUGAUGUUUUAUUAAUAGAAUAUUGCAUUCAUUUUAUAUAUAUUUAAUGUUUUAACUGGAAAAUGAAUGAUUGUACGGCAAUAAAACAUCACCAAACAUCCA